AAUUUUCAGUGAAGUCCCCUAACAUGGCCUAUAUCAGAGUGCCUGAUCAUCCCAAAGCCAUCCCCAUGGAAAUAGGCCUGACACUCAUGGCCAAUAAAAGCCCCAGAAGUCCUCAGAUUAUAAAGCUUCUGGACUGGGAGGACAAUGAAGACCAUUACAUCAUGGUCAUGGAGCGACCCAUGCCCUGCAUGGACUUAAAAAGUUUUGUGAAGCUCCAUGGAGAGUGUCUUGAUGAGGGGACGACACAAAAGGUCAUGCGGCAGGUCAUCGAAGCCGCCAAUGCUUGCAUCACGUGUGGUGUCUUUCAUCGGGACAUCAAGAUGGAGAACCUACUGGUGAACCAGGACACCAUGGAGGUGAAAUUGAUUGACUUCGGGUGUGGUGCGCAAAUGAAGAAAUUUGGCUAUGAAGUCUUCAGUGGCACAAAAGUGUACUGUCCACCAGAGGUCACCGUGAACGGAAGAUACCACGCAAAGCCGACAACAGUGUGGUCGCUAGGGAUCCUCCUGUUCAUGAUGGCGUGCGGAUAUUAUCCCACAGACUACGACCUGGAACUGAUCAGUAAGAGGAGAUGGACCAGACCUGGCCUGUCACAAGAAUGCUGCCAGAUGAUUUCUUCAUGUCUUCAGUCUGAUCCACAGCAGAGGAUCGAUCUGGAGAAGAUGCAUCUCCAUGACUGGUUUAAGGUCAUGCAGUAAGACAUGAAGAACCUUAGAAAACAACUCCUGUCACAGCCACCCUGUUGUUUUC
Molecule: messenger RNA, 750 nt
Organism: Labeo rohita (rohu)
Lineage: Eukaryota; Metazoa; Chordata; Actinopteri; Cypriniformes; Cyprinidae
Product: serine/threonine-protein kinase pim-3
Exons: 5
Coding region: 24-698 (224 amino acids)
Biological process (GO): regulation of mitotic cell cycle; negative regulation of apoptotic process; protein autophosphorylation
Cellular component (GO): cytoplasm
Molecular function (GO): protein serine/threonine kinase activity; ATP binding
Source: RefSeq, a predicted model, not a curated record